Nothobranchius furzeri (turquoise killifish) is the source of this 3587-nucleotide messenger RNA. Its product is annotated as proteoglycan 4. Lineage: Eukaryota; Metazoa; Chordata; Actinopteri; Cyprinodontiformes; Nothobranchiidae. The record is from RefSeq and is a predicted model, not a curated record.
AAAACACAACAAGAUCCACGAAGAAGAAACCUCCUGCUGUGAUUGGUUAAAACCAUCAUAUAAGAAUAAACUGACGUUUUCAAACUUGAGCGGCGCUUCCAGAGGUCUCCAAGUGAAACCAACAUAGUUGUUAUAUUUUAGUUUUAUUUAACAUUUAUAGCUUUAAGUUUAGUUGGACCGUUUGAAAUAUUUAAAAUAAAACGUGUCUGUUUCAAGGUUGUCCGCCUGCAAAGAUCCUCAGAAAUGGCCCAAAUUAGGUGUUUGAAGUAGAUUUUAUUGCAGAGUUGUUUUGUUUUUAUAGAAUAAGAAUAAAUCCCUACUUUGUUAUAAGAUAAAAGGAAUAUUCCUCCUUCAUGGCCAGUGAGACAGCAAGGCAAACGUCCCUUAUUCAAGAAGAUCCUCCGGCAGAUGAAUGCCGUGAAAAUGUUCCACCUGAAGUUUCUGUGGCUACAACGCUGAAAGUUCAGCCUGAGAAUGAAAUGAGUUCCCCUGUGAGGCUGUGUGAAGGAACCAGACCUGGAUCUAAUAUUAAUACUUUAUCAACACCAACUCUGAGUGGUGGGCAUGGAGGCAAGGCAAGGUCACAGCUAUCUGGGAUACAGUCUGCUGUCACCCCAGUUUUAAAACGCUUAAAUAUCGACAACAAAUGCCCGAACCCUUUAAAACAUGGGAACAGUCCUCACCCAUCAUCUCCUUUUUACCCCGUGGAGGUUUCUACUGCACAUCGAGAAUCAAAAGGAGACUUCUGGAGACAAAUCUGGGCUAAAGAGGCUCCUUUCUCCCUGAUUGAAGAGGAGAGCUUGCCUGAAAUUUCCUCGCUUGAGCUUACCUACUUACACUUAACAGCAAACGAUUCAGUCCUCCCUCAAGGUUCAACUACAACAUUUAGUGAUGAAACCCAUCAAAUUCAAGUGAGUGUUGGAGAAAGUGGUGGAUCUUCUGAGGUACCACAGCUGACCGCCACGACAACGAGCGCAGACCUCCGUACCAAGAGUGCUUCUGCAUUGGCGGGGAUACUAGACACUGAGAUCACUCUUCUUGAUGUUUCGUACAACAAUGAUCUCUCACCGGUUGGUCAGAUUUCGUCUUUGGACAUUAUUCGUGAUAUUCCCGCGUGUCAUUAUUUGAAUGACAGCAACACUUUGCCAGAACCAAGUAGACGGAUUGAGUCACAACCCAGCAGUUCAAACGUGUUUCUAAACAAGGAUGUGUCGAGUACGAGUAUGCAAUCCCCAAAGUGUGCAGCAGAAAGGACUAUCAGAAUGUCCCUGGAAGUAACUCGUGACAUUUCUGUGGGUAGUACCUUGGAAAAUGGCACAUUUUCAUCAGAGACUAGUGGACAGAAAAUGCAAACAUCUCACACAUCAGAUGAGGACAAAGUUGUCCCCCAACCUGCAAAUAUUACUCACGAUAUAAGCGCCUCUAGUGGUAACAGUAGUUCAAAGGAAAUCCCGUCUGAUGUGUGUCUGCAUUCUGGACCCAAAGAGGUCAACAAUCUUGUAGAAACAAAGAAUGAAGAGAACCAGACCUGCUGUGACACCAAGUCAACCAACAAGAUGUCACAGCAAAGUCCAGAACCCGCAGCAUCAGCCAACGACACGUUUACAGUCCCGUCUUCCAACAUGACUGCUUCUUCUGAUUCUAGCACCUCUGCUUCCUGUUCUGGGAAUAAUACGCUAGACCUUCCAACUGUAAACAAUCCAACCGCAGAAUCUGAGACCAAGAAUCAAGCGGAGUCGGUUGCCAAAACAUCCUUUGUUGUAAAUCAAAGCAGCUUUUCUGAAAAGAAAAACUUUGAAAAAUCCUCUCUUCAAAAAAGCAGCGGGGGCUCUACUUUAGAAGCUGCUGCCGUCGGCUUCGAGAACCUCACGUUUGACUGUAAAGCCCCCUCUCAGAGAAAUGGCACGAUCACUCUGUCGGAGAUCAGCUUGACUGAUGGUCAUCACACUUUGGACAAGCCCUCCUUUCCUAAAGUCUGUAAUUUAACCACCAGCCUAAAUCGCAAUGAUUCAGAAGAAACCCCCAAAGAGCUGCCGAGGCACGAGGCCAUGCCGCCGCCAGGGGCGGAGGAAAAACCUGGUGACACUUUGGAAGUCACACCUGCUCUGGAAGGCGUUUCUGGAGAUGAUGGAGGUGACGCCAAACAUCUGUCGCAGUCGGGUCUGCCUGUAAGGGAUGGUUCUUCCGACACGCCAAACAACCAAAGUGUGGACGCCGUGAGCAACAAAACACCCGAGUUCAAUCUGGAUAAAACUCUGGAUUUUAGAGUAGACCUUUUGAUUACUUCAACACCGAUGACCAGCUGUAAAAGUUUUAACGUUGGCUCAAUCAGAGAGGCGGCUCACAAAAAGCUUUAUGAAGCUGGUCCCAGUAAGCCUGCUGACGCGGCGGUAUCGGAUAUCCCACCCAACAUAGUCGGUGACCGAAAAACCUUCAUGAGGCAGCCUGCUGUUGGAACCCUUCGCCCGCCUUCAAGAGUUGCUCCCCAGUCGUCAAUGAGCCGGCGGGGAUCCACCGUCCCUGGACGCCUGGAGAAGAUGUCGGCCGGCCUGCCUCUGAAGCAUUCCAGAAUCCAAGAGGCUGCUGGGAAACCCUCUGCUGCUAUGGAGGAGCCUCGGAGGAACGCUGGGACUUCAGGAUCAUACAACCUGAAGUCUUUAACAGCAGCUUCCAGGAAGCUUCCUCCUGACCUGCAGAGACCUCCAUCUAGCACCAUCCCACGACUGACAACAGGACAGCGAUUACCAACGGCCAGAACACACAUGCUAGCAUCCUCAGGACCUGCAGUUCCCAAUCCUGUGGUGAAGCAGCCACAGGGAAAGAAGCACCCAUUUCCAAAGGGAGAAGCUUUGCCCGUGUCAAAGAAGAAAAAAACAGAGGCCCCAGCAUCUCCUGGUGAUUCUGCAAGCAAGGUGAAAACCCUAAAGCGGCCUGUCAUUGGUCAGACGUCUGCCCCUACUAAAGUCCAAAGGAAUGAUGCUGAGAUGCCAACAGCAGGAACCUCUGGAACCUCAACAUCAUGUGACAGACCCAGCAAAUUCAGAGCUUUGAAACCACCCGGAGCCAAUCAGAGAGCUCCUUUGGCGACCUCCCAAAGCCACGGUUGUGCCAAAUGUAUGGUCCUCCAAGAGGAACUCAAGCUAAAGUCAGAAGAAGUGCAGAGGCUGAAUGAAGAGCUGCUCAAGUACAGAAAACCAGACGACUGCUGAAAGCUUCAUUAACUGUACAAGAUCUUCUGCAUAUUAAAGCUUGAUUUAUUGAAAUGUUGGAUUUUAAAUGGGGUUCAUGUCAAUGAUGGGUCUUUUAUUGUCAUACGUUUAAAUAAAAUCUUUGGUUUACCAAAAAAUACUCUGUAUGACAUGAAACCAGAAAUGUUUUAUAACAUAUUUGAAAAGUUCUUUAAUAAACGGAGUGCCACACUUUCUAUGCUUUUUUAAUUUGCUUUAGAUUGACUAUAACCUUUUAUCAAUAAACUGUUUCUGCGUGUAUGUAACGUUGAUUCUUCUUGUACUUUUAUUUGCCAGUGCCAACAUCUUUCUGACAUGCCACAUAUUUAACUAACAGAAAUAAAUCUGCUGUGAAAUAUG